Messenger RNA from Arabidopsis thaliana (thale cress), 1581 nucleotides. It is a transcript of the gene TRFL7, whose product is annotated as TRF-like 7. NCBI's taxonomy places the organism in Eukaryota, Viridiplantae, Streptophyta, Magnoliopsida, Brassicales, Brassicaceae. Gene Ontology annotation, molecular function: DNA binding. Gene Ontology annotation, biological process: regulation of DNA-templated transcription; DNA-templated transcription. The transcript is spliced from 6 exons. Gene Ontology annotation, cellular component: nucleus. The record is from RefSeq and is marked reviewed. The coding region runs from base 109 to 1281 and encodes 390 amino acids.
ACCUAAUUGACCUUUCCUGUGUAACCCAAUUCGAGAGACGGAAUCGGCGAGUGAGAAAGUACUGAUUUCUCUAAAAAGCCCAAACAUUGCUUGGUUGAUUUAGCAACAAUGGCACUCUCGCAGUGGAAGGAAGCUAUACUCGAAGGGAUUUUCAUGGAGAUUGAGGAUGGUAUUGUGGAAGAGAAGAAUCUCGAGCGAUUAGAGAAUCUUGUGGAGAUUUUACACAAAGAAGGUUCUAAAGUACCCAAAUCAGUCACGGAAGCGUAUUGUAAAGUAGCUGUGGAGUGCACAGUGAAGUGUCUCGCUUAUGAGAAAGAUGCAAAAAAGGCUUACACCGAAGCAAUCAAAACGAUAUGGCUCGGUAGGAUUAUGCCUUUAUGCGAUAAGGUUAGUUGUUUGGUUACUCUUGACCUCUUGAAAUGCUGUCGAAGAUUAUGGAAGGCCCACACUGACGACAAGGCUUGUAAGACACUGAUGGAUGAAGAUACAAGAGACAAAGCUUUGGUUUGUUUGAGGAAGGUUGUUUUAGAUUUGAAUCCCAAUCUUGUUUUAGAGAAUCUCAACAUGGAUGAAUCGGAUGAGAUUGAAUCUAGUGAAGAAUCUGAAGAGACAGAAUCAAUGGUUGAAGCAAGAGAGGGCGUGGGUAAUCAGAACAGUCAGGCGUCUGAAGCUAUGGAAGAAGACGACCAAGAGAGCCUCUUAGAUACUGAACUGGAAAGACCUACUUCUGGAGGGUCAAAAGCUGUAUAUGUACCCAGUCAAUUCAAUCCCAUUCCAUCUGCAGUUGUUGACAGAGCGCUCAGAAAGCUGAGAGCUAGUAAAAUCGAGCUAAUGAAAGCUUUAGAAAAAGGAAGACCUUCAAAUUUAAACAAUGAGACGAUUACAGAACAAGAAAACGAUGUUGCUAAUCCUUCUGCAACAAACGCUGCACCAAGGCCUAGCUUGAUGGAGCCACGUAGCACAGCACACACUUAUGAAUGGAAUGACUCCAUUGAUGAUUCAGAUGGAGAAAUGGGCGAUGACAUUGAAAGGAUUAAUAAAUCAAAACGUAAAAGAAUUGUCGUGUCUCCUUUGAAAAGAAACCGAUGUUCAGAAGGUGCUAGAAGGCCAAAACUUCCUUGGAGUACUGCAGAAACGCUGGCCGUACUCAAAGGCUAUGAAAAGUAUGGUGCAAACUGGAAACGGAUCAAAGAUGAGAAUCCAGUUCUAGUGCGCAGAACUAAUGGUGAUAUUAAAGAUAAAUUUCGAGUUGAGAUGAGACGUGAAGAGCGCCGUCAUUGAGUAGGUAUUGGAGUACUGGAGUAGGCAUCAGACCUUUUUGUGAGUAGACGAGUACCAACAACUGCUGAACAAUGACGUAUUGUAAAAAAACUGGGUAACAUUUUGUAGCCUUUUGUCUUUAAGACCCAUAGAAUAGCGUACGACGAUGAUUGUCUAGUGAAUGGUUUUGUUAAGUAAACUAGGUUCCUUAGUCAAAUGUAGACGAGCAGUUCAUUUCGGUUUCAUAUUAUUUUCUAUUACGUUUUCUACUGUCUUGGUGUUUCAUUUACGCAAUGAGUCGAUAUCGAUUAGGGUUUCGAA